GCUCCGGAGGAGGCGUGAAUCGCGCAGGAAUAUUGACUAAUUUGGGGUGGGGUGGGGGGGACGGUGGGCGAUGGAGCAGCCCGAGGACAUGGCGUCGCUCAGCGAGUUCGACUCCUUGGCGGGCAGCAUCCCGGCUACCAAGGUGGAGAUCACCGUGUCAUGCAGGAACCUCUUGGACAAAGACAUGUUUUCCAAGUCUGACCCAUUGUGUGUCAUGUACACUCAAGGGAUGGAGAACAAGCAAUGGCGGGAGUUUGGACGCACAGAGGUCAUUGAUAACACGCUCAACCCAGACUUCGUGCGCAAGUUCAUUGUGGAUUACUUCUUUGAGGAGAAGCAGAAUCUUCGCUUUGAUCUAUACGACGUUGACUCCAAGAGCCCGGAUUUAUCUAAACACGACUUCCUGGGCCAGGCCUUCUGUACCCUCGGAGAGAUUGUAGGAUCCUCUGGGAGCCGUCUGGAGAAGCCUCUCACGAUAGGAACUUUCAGCCUCAACUCCCGGACAGGCAAGCCUAUGCCAGCCGUGUCUAAUGGUGGUGUCCCGGGGAAGAAAUGUGGUACCAUCAUCCUGUCUGCAGAGGAGCUGAGCAACUGUAGGGAUGUGGCCACAAUGCAGUUCUGUGCCAACAAGCUGGAUAAGAAAGAUUUCUUCGGGAAAUCUGACCCCUUCUUGGUGUUCUACAGGAGCAAUGAAGACGGAACGUUCACCAUCUGUCACAAGACGGAGGUCAUGAAGAACACCCUCAACCCGGUGUGGCAAACCUUUUCCAUCCCCGUAAGGGCCCUGUGCAACGGAGACUAUGACAGGACCAUCAAGGUGGAGGUGUAUGACUGGGAUCGUGACGGCAGCCAUGACUUCAUCGGGGAGUUCACCACCAGCUACCGGGAGCUGGCACGUGGCCAGAGUCAGUUCAACAUCUAUGAGGUGAUAAAUCCAAAAAAGAAAAUGAAGAAAAAGAAAUAUGUGAAUUCUGGCACGGUCACCCUGCUUUCUUUUGCGGUAGAGUCAGAGAGUACCUUCCUGGAUUACAUCAAAGGAGGGACGCAGAUCAAUUUCACCGUGGCCAUCGACUUCACUGCCUCUAACGGGAACCCCUCGCAGUCCACGUCCCUGCACUACAUGAGCCCCUACCAGCUGAACGCCUACGCGCUGGCGCUGACCGCUGUCGGGGAGAUCAUCCAGCAUUAUGACAGUGACAAGAUGUUCCCUGCCCUGGGCUUCGGGGCCAAGCUGCCCCCGGAUGGCAGGGUGUCCCACGAGUUCCCGCUGAACGGCAAUCAGGAGAACCCCUCCUGCUGUGGCAUCGACGGGAUCCUGGAGGCCUACCACAGCAGCCUGCGCACUGUGCAGCUUUACGGCCCCACUAACUUCGCCCCUGUCGUCACCCAUGUAGCCAGGAAUGCCGCGGCCGUGCAGGACGGCUCCCAGUAUUCUGUGCUUCUCAUCAUUACCGAUGGCGUCAUCUCGGACAUGGCACAGACCAAGGAGGCAAUUGUCAAUGCUGCCAAACUCCCUAUGUCCAUCAUCAUUGUUGGUGUGGGUCAAGCCGAGUUCGAUGCCAUGGUGGAGCUGGAUGGUGAUGAUGUGCGGAUCUCAUCCAGGGGGAAGCUGGCUGAACGGGACAUCGUUCAGUUUGUACCCUUCAGGGACUACGUGGACCGCACCGGCAACCACGUACUGAGCAUGGCCCGCCUGGCCCGGGAUGUGCUGGCUGAGAUCCCCGACCAACUGGUGUCCUAUAUGAAGGCACAGGGCAUCCGCCCACGCCCACCACCCGCUGCACCUGCCCAGUCACCCCCAGAGUCUCCAGCCCACUCACCUCCUGGGUCCCCCCUGCACACGAAUAUCUAAAGCCAACAGGACCAAGGGCCUAAGGGAGGGGUUAGGCUGAGGCCCCACUCUCCUCGUGGUCGACUUCCCAGACUCUACUCGGAGGGCCAGCUGGAAAUGGGAUAUCAGGACCUCUCCCCACUUCCUGGACUCAACUUCACACCCAAAUCCAGGGGACUGUGGAAUAGAAGACAAGGGGUGCACAAGAUUCUGGGGCUGAGUGGACUCCCCUAGUCCAUGUUAGACAACCCCAAGACUCCCCUAUUUUUGCAGCCCAGCUGGGCCUCCUCUAGCUCCUGUCCCCUCCUGCCCUAGUAUCUAGUGUCUCCAGUCCCAGGAGAUCCCCUGUCCUGUUUCCAGGAAACCCCAGGCUGGUGGGCUACCAGGGAUGCAUGUGACCCUCUUAGGGACACCAUAUGUGAGCAGAUAGAGCCCCUUCCCAGAUCCUCAAAGGCUCAGUGGUAUGCUAGAAUGUUCUAGAAUGGUCACUGGAGCUAUCGCAGGUAGCACUGAGAUGUCUCCUGCUCAGCUUGGAGGCCACUCACCUGCCAGGCACAGGGUUAGCCUCUGCACUCCAACUGGCUCCUGCUCUCUGCCUGUCAGUGGUUAUGGGACAAGAGACGGGGGCCCCGAGUGCCAAUCUGUCCCCACCCACAUGUAACAGGAACCCUAUCCAGCACAACCUCUGCUCGCUGGGCCUCAGUGUCCACACCUCUGUGAUGACAGGAUUGGUCAGGUGGUCCAGUGUUUUCCUGAGCCAUCCUGAGGGUACAUCCAUUCCACACACAGCCUCCCAACACCCUCCUCAUGACCACCAUUCCCACCCAGGCCAUCUAGACUCUGGGGUUACCCUGUCGCAUCCUGUCACCCCAUGCCCCAGCCCUUCAAAGCUCCUGCCCCUGCUGUGGGAAGGUGGCCAAAGGCCACCAUCCUAUGUCCACUGAGGCAGGUCUUGCAUGUGUCCCUUAUGCCGCAUGGGGUCCCCACCUAGCAUCUCCCAUCAGACCCUCCUCUGUCAUGCAUGGUGAUGAUGGUGUUUUUACUGUCUGGUCCUGUGCCUGUCUGAGACCGUCUCUGUGGAACUUGCCUUAAAUCGAAGUAAACCAGUUCUUUUAGUAGACCCCCUUCUCCUCCGCAAA
Messenger RNA from Grammomys surdaster, 2970 nucleotides. It is a transcript of the gene Cpne5, whose product is annotated as copine 5. Lineage: Eukaryota; Metazoa; Chordata; Mammalia; Rodentia; Muridae. The record is from RefSeq and is a predicted model, not a curated record. Gene Ontology annotation, cellular component: plasma membrane. The coding region runs from base 71 to 1852 and encodes 593 amino acids. Gene Ontology annotation, molecular function: calcium-dependent phospholipid binding. The transcript is spliced from 21 exons. Gene Ontology annotation, biological process: cellular response to calcium ion.